Molecule: messenger RNA, 1224 nt
Organism: Pseudonaja textilis
Lineage: Eukaryota; Metazoa; Chordata; Lepidosauria; Squamata; Elapidae
Source: RefSeq, a predicted model, not a curated record
CCAUGGAGAAUAUCCAUGAACUACAACAUCCGCUCCUGGGAAACCCCGCUAGCAAAACUCUCCUCCCAGGAGGGAUGCUCAGCUGGGCAAGUCCUCAGCACCCCUCUGGAUUGCUGUCCCACCACGUGCCAUCCAAUCUCUCCUGGCUCUCCCCCGGCACCGGUCUUCUUCCCAACCAGCUCCUGAAUUCCCGCAGCCUGUCCAGGACCCCCGUCCCCUCCUCCAACCUUCCCGAAUCGAAGCUCUAUCCGGAGCUGUGGAGAUGCAGCAACCCCCAAAACUGGAGGAAGAAAGAUUAUAUCGAAACUGCCUUUGGAGAGGGCAAAGUGGCGGGAGAGCUGCCACGCAAGAUCGCCCUCGAGACGGAUAUUCACACGGUCUGCUACGAGGUGGGGGACAUGGAGCUGCCCGAGGUGGAGAACGAUUCCUCGAGCGACAGUGACACCGAGAGCGAAAACAGCUUCUCAAUGUUGCAGCCUCAGGAUUAUCUGGGCCUGGCGGUUUUCUCCAUGCUGUGCUGCUUCUGGCCACUAGGCAUCGCUGCCUUCUACCUGUCGCAAAAGACCAACAAAGCUUCAGCCAUGGGCGAUUAUCCCAGAGCGUGGACCGCCUCCCGUCAAACAUUUGCCCUGGCGGUCUUGUCCAUCAUCCUUGGCAUUUGCACCUACAUCGGCGCCGUGGUGGCCCUCAUCGCCUAUCUCUCCAACAAGGCCCCCACCUAGACUUUCUCCUCCUACACCCCCCCCAACGAGCCACUCGUCGCCCUGUUCCUCGCCUCCCCAUGGAGUACGCAAGGGAGCGGGGUGACCGAAGGCAGACCUUACCACAUGAAGACCUAUUCCCAUACCCUGGUCUUGAGAAGAGAGAAGCCAACCCAACUGGGUUGCAUUCAGACGGACAAUUUCAUGGACCCCAGAGGAAAACGGUGGCAGGUUCACUUGCAAGAAGCCGAAAAAUGGGCCAAGGAAGCUUCGCAGAAACUUGGAAAAAAGUAGCUGAGGUUUAACCUUCUGGGACUUCUCUAGUUGAGAGGCAUCAACCCAGUCCUUGGAGCUUUGAGAAGAGACUGUCCAGCCAAGGAGAACUCAAGGGACUUUGAGGAAGCAGGUUGAGCACUAAUCUGGAGGGAAGGCAUCAGCUUAGAGAUGUUUCCUUUCCUUGCCUGGACCCCUUUCGAAGCCCCCCCAUUAUCUCUGCCCCUCGGUCAUGCCUCCUUUUCUACAG